Molecule: messenger RNA, 2251 nt
Organism: Rubroshorea leprosula
Lineage: Eukaryota; Viridiplantae; Streptophyta; Magnoliopsida; Malvales; Dipterocarpaceae
Source: the annotation of a GenBank genome assembly
GACCUUUCUUCUUCUUCCCCCGAUCUUUCCCCCAAUUUUAGUCUCUUUACUCUUUCUUAUUCCAGAAAGAAAAUCCCUAAAAUUUUUCAUUUUGUUCUAUUUCAAAUAUUGAUUUUAUUUUUUUUUUUGGGUUUCUCGAUUUUUCCAAUAAAAUUCGCAGCUUUGCGCAAGCUGCGAUUUUUGAAGAUGUCGGAGAAGUUCUCGCCGACGCUUAGAAUCGGAGAUCUCAGUGAUUUUAUUGCACCCUCUCAGGCGUGUGUCGUUUCUCUCAAGGGACUUAAAUCAACCGCCAAGAAACCAGAUAACCCUCAGGUAGGUAGUUAUAGCUCUAAUCCGAUUUUGCGCUCAAUUUUCUUCUUUCUGUCUUUUGGGUUUUCUAAAUUUUUUUCAAAGUUUCAGUCUUUAGCUUAUAAUUUUUGUUCAGGAUGUUGAAGUAAUGGCACUGUAAUCCUGUGGUUUAGCUUUUCUAGGAUUGAGAUUACAUUUCUUUGUUGAAGGUUUUUUUUUUUUUUUUUAAUGAUUUUUGGUGAAGGUUUCAAGUACAAGUAAUCAACAAACUGAACCGGUGAAAAUUUCACUCAAGGACUGUUUGGCAUGCAGUGGGUGCAUAACAUCAGCAGAGACUGUGAUGCUGGAGAAACAAAGUUUAGAUGAAUUCCUUACUAAUAUUAAUAAAGGAAGGGCUGUUAUCGUUUCCCUCUCUCCACAGUCAAGGGCCUCCCUUGCUCUUCAUUUUGGCAUCUCUCCACUUCAGGUUUUUAAGAAACUCACAACCUUUUUGAAGUCUUUGGGCAUAAAGGCUGUGUUUGAUACCAGUUGUAGCAGAGACUUAACGCUCAUUGAAUCUUGUAAUGAGUUCAUUACUCGAUAUGGACAAAGCCAAACAUCUGAUGGUGAGAAAAGUAAAUGCUCGAUGCCGAUGCUCUCAUCAGCAUGUCCAGGUUGGAUAUGCUAUGCUGAAAAGCAGCUUGGAUCUUACAUUCUGCCUUACAUAUCUUCCGUUAAGAGUCCUCAGCAAACAAUAGGAGCUAUCAUUAAGUGCCAUUUAUGCCAAACAAUGGGAUUCAGGCCAGAGGAGGUUUACCAUGUCACUAUAAUGCCCUGUUAUGAUAAGAAGCUUGAGGCUGCCAGAGAGGACUUUGUUAUUCAAGUGGAAUCUGGAGAUGCAUUCCACGCAACUGAAGGUGUGAGGAUUACAGAGGUAGACUCAGUCUUGACAUCUGGGGAAGUCUUAGAUUUGAUACAGUUGAAAGGAGUUGAUUUUAAAGCCUUAGAAGAGUCACCCCUAGAUAGAAUGUUGACAAAUGUUUCUGAAGAAGGGCAUCUUUAUGGGGUCCCUGGAAGCUCUGGAGGUUAUGCAGCAACAAUUUUCCGAUAUGCUGCUAAAACCCUCUUUGGAAAAGAAAUUAAGGGCCCAUUGGACUACAGAAUCAUAAGAAAUGCAGAUUUCCGAGAAUUGACUCUGGAAGUGGAUGGUAAAGUGGUGUUGAAAUUUGCACUAUGUUAUGGCUUCCAAAACCUGCAAAACAUUGUGAGGAAAGUUAAAAUGGGGAAAUGUGAUUAUCAGUUUGUGGAGGUUAUGGCAUGCCCUUCAGGUUGCCUGAAUGGCGGAGGUCAAAUCAAACCAAAGCUGGGGCAAUCUCCAAAGGAGUUGAUCAAGUCAUUAGAAGCCAUCUACAUGGAAAAGGUUUUGGAAGCUGAUCCCUUUGACAACCCUAUUGUAAAACGUUUGUAUGAUGAGUGGCUUCAACAACCUGGUUCAGAGAAAGCUAAGAAGCACAUGCACACAGAAUACCACCCUGUGGUGAAAAGUAUCACUGCUCAGUUGCACAAUUGGUAGAAUUGGACUAGUUCUGGUUAUCCAACCGUGGAUACUCCCUGAGUUAUCAUUUCCUGUCAGCGGUGUGUUCUUCUGAGGCAUCGUAGCAAUCUUGAACACAAAACCACAUUACUGCUUUUUUUGCUUCCUCGUCCUGGGAGCCCAAUUUUGAUAUAGUAAAGAGAGAAUUUUGUUUAUUUUCACCUUGUUCUCUCCUGUAAAUGCUCUGUAUUAGAAGAUCAAAGAGAUAGAAGAAAGAAUUAAUUUAUGUACUCUUUGUAACCCUUCUCUUGAUUCUUAUUAUUAGUUUCAAAAUAAAGUCCCCUUUUUUCCUUAUGCAUAUUUUUUCCUAUCUUUCAGUUUGACCCCUAGCUUUUUCAAAGAUGUUAUUAUUGUUCUUGUAUGGUAGAAAAGGCAUAUACUCUCGAUUUC